This is a messenger RNA of Phacochoerus africanus (Common warthog), 4252 nucleotides long. RefSeq names its product protein FAM205A-like. The transcript has 4 exons. The record is from RefSeq and is a predicted model, not a curated record. Bases 1 to 4080 code for a protein of 1359 amino acids. Lineage: Eukaryota; Metazoa; Chordata; Mammalia; Artiodactyla; Suidae.
AUGACCAGACAGCUGUCACAAAGGAAGAGCCAAGCCAUCAGGCUGGUGGAGGGUGUGGAAGGUGAAAAAAUAGGAGUACAGACGCUGCCUGUGAGUGGCACCUUCAAUCCUUACAGACAACUAGACACCCUCAUCUACAGACUGAGUCAACACAUGAGCUUCCAUAGACAGAUAAAAAAAUGGUGUCCCAACUUCACACUCUCUUUUGUCUUUAAGCGUCAUCGGAGAGUCAAACAAAGAGCUAGAGAUGCAGCAUCAAGAGCUAGGAGACUUUCCCGGAAAGAAGCUGAGAAGCCGUGGGAGCUGCUCUCUGUCAUGAGAAGCCAGGACUGGGUUCCUCAGGAGGGGAGUGUGCGGCAGCUCCUGUGUGCAGAUCCCUGCUGCAAAAUCUGCAAUGCCACAGCUCUGGAGAUCCAGCAGUUGAUGGUGGGUGAGAACACUCUAACCUCCCCCAUAUCAAGGGGGCCACCACAAGGCUCCUCUUGCCUAGAGGUUUUGUCCGCAUCUAAUGUGUCUUUUGAGCAGAGUCUGGAGCAUCAUUCCCCACACUCCAAAGACCUUUCACUUCCAUCUGCAACCCUCACAGUGUCACAGAAAUCCUUAAUCCAGUCAGCUGCCCGGUCAGCUAGUACAGUUAGCAUCCACGAUUAUGAUUACUGGGCUGAACACCUCAAGAAAAGGCAGGGAUUUCAAGUGCCAGAUGUGCCCAGGGUCCCAGAGACUAUGUUUUCUUCAAGGCCUGAGGAGCCUAGGGUUUCAGUGAACCUGCAGGAGAUGAUACAGAGCAACCUCAACCUUGUCUAUGGGAACCAAGGCCAGCAGCCCUUGAAUUCUCAGGUCUCUCUUCUGACCCUGAACCGAGAAAUCACUACCCUGACACAUCCUGUGGCCUUGGUCACUGUCCUCCCUGCUCACCUGCCCUUCCUGAGUCCUGAAGUCCUAAGGCUUCUUGAGGUACAUGUGAAGAAACUGAUGCAUUUCCAGAGGUGGGGACUCCCCAGACGUGUAGAAGAGUCCCUGAGGCAGCUUAUGCCAAAUCCACCAUUAUUUUACCAACCUAUACAUAACCAACCAGUUUCUUUCAUCCAGAAUGAUACUUCUCAGUUGUCUGUUGAGAAAUUUGGGACCAUUUCAUACCAGAACUGGGGUUCAUGUAUGGCCGGCCAGCCUACCCAGGCCUUCUGGGUUUCUGAAUGGUCCAUUUUGGAUCCAGAACAAAGAUAUUACUACCAGCAAAUCCCAAAUCAUAUGGCUCUAGCCUUGUCUUCUCCAUCCCUUAAAGAAUUAAGUGGCCUCUGUCUAAUGUCUAGGCAGCAGGCUAAUGACUCAGUGGGCCAUGUGCAGCCAAAAUACAGCCAGCUAUUCUGUGGCCUCCCUUCUCUGCACAGUGAGUCCUUGGUUGACACCUUCUUGGAUUCUCAAGGCCUCUCCAUGAAUGAGACAAUGUCCAAGUCCCCCUUGAAGGAUCCUUUUCUCUUCAAGGAGCUCUCUUUCUUCCCUCUGCUACCUAAAACUCCACACCAGUCAGCUCUGCUCUCUUCUCUGUCUUCCCAAAAUUGGAUUGUUCCAUCUGAUCACCAACAAUCUCAGAUUAAUGUCCCAUUUCUGACUCUGGAUGAGUGUGAAGCCUUGGAGUGGCAUCUGCUGCAGAGGCAGCUCCAGCUUCAGUGGAACUUGCCAGGUGUUUUCCAGAGAGAUCAGCGCACUCAGAGCCCUGUGCAGUAUAAGCCCUGUGACAAAGCCCAGUCUUCUGAGACUGUGAAAACUUCCUGUCCAGAGCAGCCCAGCUCAGACCUCACAAAGGAACUACUCUUCCCACAGCAUGCGAGGAGGCUGCUGGAAUUCCACCUUCAGAGACAGUUGAUUCACCACCGCUGGGGUCUGCCCCAGAAGAUCCAGCAGUCCAUGCAGUUGCUCCUGUCUCCAGCUAACCAGCAGACUGUGUCCUGGAGAAGCUCAGCCCUAGACAGUGUGAAUGUCCCCCAACCUGCAUCUCUAGAGGCCACUGGGGCUGAUGACCCAUUCUCACCAACUGUGGACCUGGUAUCAGAUCCCAUGCCACACUUGUUUGACCAGGCCAAGGCAGUAUUGCAAAGCCAUAUAGACUCCAAGUGUAGGCAGAUUGACCAGGGCAAUGUCCCUUCUUGUGUCUAUAGCUCCUGGGAGUGCAUAAUUCCUGGGCACCUAAAAAAGACUUCCUUCACUUGCAUCCCAGAGAGCAAAUCCCUGGAACUACAGGCAGCAACUGACUUGGACUUAGAGCAAAAAUUUAUAACCUGGAUGCCAGUGGCCCUUGAUCAUCAGCAACAAGCCUCACCAGAUGCUGUCAUUGAACAUUCUAAGCUGCCUCUAGCCCUUUCCAAGGGAACCAUUGAGAAACUGGAGACAACUUUACGGCACAAAUAUCUGGCCUUUUUGUCAGGGCUGCCUGCUCUUUAUUAUGUGGCUCUCUCUAGGGCCAUGGCCCCAGCAGUCACUUCUCAAGCUGUGAUCACAGAGAUGGUGCCUGAGCCUGUUGAACUCCCAGCAGAACCUCUGAUUCAGGUGCCCUCACCUGAGGAGCAAGGACUAAGUUCUGGGCCAGGCUUUCAAGAUGCCAGUGAGGCUUGUGCAGACAUUGCAGAUGAAUCCCAGGCUGAAGUGCAAGUAGAUGGAACAACUGAGACGGUGCCUAUAGAAAGCCAGACAGAGCCUACAAGGCCUUACUCACUUGGGGAGCCCAUCUUGGCCAAAUUAAAUUUCCAUGUGAGAAAGAAGAUCCUAGAGAUACAACUGGGAAUUCCCAUAAAGGCAAGGGAGUCCAGGGAACAAACUGUAGCAAUUCCAGAGAACAUAUGCACACAGGAGGCUCUUGGGAGUCUAAACAACCAAGGCAAAACACUGCUCCAGGAACUCCCCAUUCCACCAGAUAUGCCAUGUGCCCCAGAUCCAGAAUGGCUCCAUUUCAAAGAACAGCUGGCCACUGAGUUGAAGGCAGUUCAUCAGAAACACAAGCAACUUAGUUCUAGUUUAGUACCCCAUGGUGCUGUCCACUGGGCUUCUAAGAUCUCACAACCCAGUGGGGACAUGACAGAAUCCCAGGUGCUCUGUGUUCAGCUGGAGGCCAGUGUGAGCAGUCCUAGCCUAGAGGAACCCUGGAGCCCUGAGCCCCAGAGCCCUGACAAGAAAAAGGACUCAGCCCACAGCCCCACACUGGCAGAAAAGAUAGAAGAGAAAGGCAAACCCAAAUUGUCAGGGGACCAUGGAGAAGGGGAUGCUGGAUUUUCACUCUCUUCCACUAGAGAAAAAAGCCAGUCUGCUGAAGCCCAGAGGCCAGAAGGAAUGCUUUUGAACAGGACACCCUGCAGCCCAUGGCGACGGAGACAUUGCAUUCACCUUGACGCUCCCUGUCAACACAGUCCCCAGCAUCACCCUCAGCUUAAACUCCCAGAACUAUCUCCUAGAGACCCUGGGGGGAAAGGCUCUGAGAAGAAUGACCGGCAAGACAAUCAAACCAAACUCAAUGGCAUCCUCAAACCAGCAAAAGUUUAUAAGAAUGCCCAGCCUAAGGUGCCCCAGGUGUCACAGGGCCAGCCUUUUCUGGGCCAGCUCAUUUUGGAUAAGCCAUUGCAGGGCCAAACUUUACAAGGUCACAUUUUGCAGAGGCAGAUGAUGCCAGGCCAUACUCACAAGAGGCCCAGCCUUCUAGAAUCUGGUUUAAGAAAUAAAAUGAAAUCUUUUCUGCACCGUAUUAACCCCAAGACAAAAGGCAAAGGAAACGAGGAAUCCAUGCCUUCCACAUCCAAGAAAGUGCCCAACACCAGGAAAGAAAAUAUGGAAAAGAACUUGGCUCCAGCCAAAAGUCCCAAGGGUCGAACUAAGACAGAGAAGACAAGAGGAGGCCCCAAGCCCCAGUUUUCCCCCACUGAGAAGCAAGUGGGCCUGGCCUUCUUGGAUGUUUCCCAUUACCCAGACCAUAAGCUCUGGCACCACUCCCAUUCCCAUCAACUCUACUCUGCCUCAGUCCUAGGCAUUCCCCGCCACUGUCCUCGGCACUGUCCUCGAGUGGCUCGUGCCACCCAACCAGGGAACCCCCCCUAACACUCAACUCUCACCUCAGAGGGAAACAUUGGCCUGCUCAAGAAGACCCAGUGCAGUCAGAAGACUUUGUAGUCUUUCCAACAUCUGCAUCCCUUGAAGAGGACUGCUUUUGCCAUUUUCAUUAAUGUGCAGGUGGGCAGAGCACCACCCAAAAUACACUCUCUAUCUCUAA